Molecule: messenger RNA, 1667 nt
Organism: Oppia nitens
Lineage: Eukaryota; Metazoa; Arthropoda; Arachnida; Sarcoptiformes; Oppiidae
Product: endoplasmic reticulum aminopeptidase 1-like
Exons: 6
Coding region: 47-1609 (520 amino acids)
Biological process (GO): peptide catabolic process; proteolysis
Cellular component (GO): cytoplasm
Molecular function (GO): zinc ion binding; peptide binding; metalloaminopeptidase activity
Source: RefSeq, a predicted model, not a curated record
CAUCCGGUUACCAGCGUUUGUCGUGCCAUUCAGCUAUGAGUUAUCCAUGAAACCAAAUAUGACUACCUUUUACAACACGGGUAGUGUAUCCAUAUGGCUAACAGUGACCGAGAGGACAGACUUUGUGGUAAUACAUACGAAAAAAUUAAAUAUCACUGACAUCACAAUGACUAGUGCUGACGAUAUGGACGUACCGGUUAUCCGACGGCUGGAAUGUACACAACACGAACAGUUGUUUAUAGGUUUUGAUGGCUUACUUGUGCCAAACCGUAACUAUAGUUUACGGUUAACGUUUGAGCGACAACUGGAGGAACAGUUGGAAGGCUUUUACGUCAGUUCAUAUGUGGACACCAGGACUGGUGUCAGAAAAUAUUUGCUGACAACUCAUUUUGAGCCGACGUCCGCGCGAUCAGCAUUUCCUUGUUUUGAUGAGCCGGCGCUCAAAGCCUCGUUUUCCAUGAAAUUGGUUCACGAAAGAGACUUCGAAGCCUUCUUCAACUCUGAGCGCGUGGAUCGCGUUCCGUACAAUAAGGAAGGCCUUAUUAUGUCGGUAUUCGAGCCGACAGUCCCGAUGUCUACCUAUUUGGUGGCAUUCAUAGUAUGCGAUUUCAACAUACACGCUAAACAGACUCGCGAGGGCAUCAACAUCCGGGCCAUAGUACCCGAUGAACAGGACUCACAGUCCAACUAUGCUCUCAAUUCGGCCGCUUCUAUACUCAGCUACUACCAGGAGUUCUUUAAUAUAACAUAUCCAUUAAGUAAACUAGAUUUAGUGGCCGUACCUGACUUUGGCGGCGGUGCGAUGGAAAACUGGGGUCUCAUUACAUUUCGGACAUCGGUUUUCCUUUACAACGACAACGAAAGUAAUAGCGAAACACAGGAACAGGUGGCCAUUGUUGUCGCUCACGAAUUAGCGCACAUGUGGUUCGGCAACUUAGUGACAAUGAACUGGUGGGACGACCUCUGGCUCAACGAGGGCUUCGCUUCGUAUAUUGAAAAUCUUGGCGUUAAUUAUAUACAUCCCGAAUGGAAAAUGAUGGAACAGUUUGUGGUGACCACCACUCAGUACGCUAUGGCUAUGGACUCUCUGCAGACAUCGCAUCCCAUCAGAGCCGACGUAAAGAAUCCGACAGAGAUUGAGGCCAUAUUUGAUAUGAUUUCAUACAAAAAAGGCGCGUCACUCAUCCGAAUGCUGGACAACUUCUUGGGCAUUGAUAACCUGCGAAUCGGUUUGUCGGCAUUUUUGCACAAAUAUCAGUACAAAACAGCGAAGACCAGCGACUUGUGGCACUCAUUCUCAGAUGCAAGUCGUAUUCAUGGCAUUAAUGUGUCGGCAAUUAUGGACACGUGGGUCAAUCAAAAAGGGUUUCCUGUAAUCACAGUCCGACGCAUUGGAAACCAAUUAAUGCUAAAUCAACGACGUUUUCUGUCCAGUAUUCCUGAUUCGGAUAAUAUUGACGACCCGUCAGACAUAUCACCGUUUGGCUAUAAGUGGAUAAUACCGGUCACAAUAAUUACCGAUCGUUUGUCUCGCGAAUCAAGAUUGGUUUGGUUCAACACGUCGACAUGUCGAUACCAUUUGAUGCCCAACACCAGUGGUUCAAAGUGAACGUCAAUCAGUCGGGCUUUUAUCGGGUCAACUAUGAGUCCGAUCAGUGGCUCGCACU